AUAAUACCUCCCAAACUCUUCAUAUAUUCUCUUCUCUUCUCCAACUCCCAAUAUUAACCCUUCUCUCUUCAAUUCCGCGGAUUUCCAAUGGACGUUCUUGUCUAAAAUCUUAUAUUUCCAUCGAAAACAUUUUUAGAUUUUACGUGUUUUUAGUAAUGACACCCUUUUUAUCGCAAGAGAAAAAUACAUAUAUUAAUUUCUAGCUAGUAGUAACACUCUCCAAUAUUACAACGCGUGUUUUUAGUAGUGACACCCUCCAAACACGAGAAGAUCAAUACACGUGUUUUUAGUAGUGAUACCCUAAAAAUGUCUAGUCAUCACGAACAUACAUAUGAUAUUAAUACUGAAGAUGAAGAUGAAGAUGAAGAUGAAGAAGUAGAAGAAGAAGACGAGUACUCCCAUAGUGAGUGUAACAAAAGUAUUGAUCAUGAACCAUGUAAUGAUGGUCGUGGUGAUAGUCGUGAUGACAGAAAUAAUAAAGUUGGAUUAAACAUGAUAUUCUCAAGAAGUAAAUUGAUAGACCCUAGAGCACAAUGGGUUAAAGAAUGGAAUAGAGUUUUCUUAUUAGUAUGUGCAAUUGGUCUCUUUGUUGAUCCACUUUUUUUCUAUACAAUUUCUAUAAGUGAAAGUUGUAUGUGUCUUUUCGUCGAUGGGUGGUUUGCCGUCGCCGUGACGGUUUUACGGUGUAUCAACGAUGGUUUACAUGUAUGCAAUAUGUGGUUGCAAUACAAGAUGAUGAUAAAUAGAAGAACAAAUAAUAUACCAUACUUGAAGGCUAACAAAGGUUUCUUCUUUGAUCUCUUUGUUAUACUACCUUUACCUCAACUAGUAAUGUGGGUAGGGAUCCCAAUUCUAUUGGAAAAAGGAUUAACAACAACAGUGAUGACAGUUUUAUUAAUAAUAUUUUUAUUUCAAUAUCUUCCCAAAAUAUAUCACUCAAUUUGCCUCUUGAGAAGAAUGCAGAAUUUGUCUGGCUAUAUUUUUGGCACUGUUUGGUGGGGAAUUGCACUUAACAUCAUUGCUUAUUUUGUGGCAUCGCACGCUGUGGGAGCAUGUUGGUACUUGUUAGGUAUUCAAAGGGCAGCCAAAUGUCUUAAAGAACAAUGCAUAGUUACAAAAGGUUGUAACCUAAAAUUGUUGGCAUGUGAAGAGUCAAUAUAUUAUGGAACAAGUGAUUUGGUGAAGCAAAAAAAUAGAUUAAUGUGGGGAGAAACAAUUAAUGCAAGAUUAACUUGUCUUAAAAAUGAACAAAAUUUUGAUUAUGGAGCUUAUAAAUGGACUGUUCAACUUGUUACUAAUGAAAAUCGUAUUGAGAAAAUACUACUACCAAUAUUUUGGGGACUCAUGACUCUAAGUACAUUUGGAAACUUGGAGAGCACAACAGAUUGGCUAGAAGUGAUUUUCAUAAUCAUAGUUCUUACCUCUGGUCUAAUUUUGGUCACCAUGUUCAUUGGCAACAUCAAGGUGUUUUUGCAUGCAACAACAUCAAAGAAACAAUCAAUGCAACUAAAUAUGAGAAACAUAGAAUGGUGGAUGAGAAGAAGAAGGUUACCUAGAGAGUUAAAGCAAAGAACUAGAAAUUUUCAAAGGCAAAAAUGGGCUGCAAUGCGUGGUGUUGAUGAAUGUGACAUGAUUAGAAAUCUUCCUGAGGGUCUUAGGAGGGACAUCAAGUAUCAUUUGUGCUUAGACUUGGUCAAACAGGUCCCUUUGUUUCAACAUAUGGACAGUUUGGUUCUAGAGAACAUAUGUGAUCGUGUCAAGUCCUUGAUUUUCACUAAGGGGGAAACAGUAUCUAGAGAGGGUGAUCCAGUACAAAGAAUGUUAUUUAUUGUAAGAGGACACCUUCAAAGUAGCCAAUAUUUACGAGAUGGUGUCAAAAGUUAUUGCAUGUUAGGCCCUGGAAAUUUUAGUGGAGAUGAACUUUUGUCCUGGUGUCUCCGGCGACCUUUCGUCGAGCGGUUGCCACCGUCCUCCUCCACGUUGGUGACCCUCGAGACCACCGAGGCCUUCGGCCUAGAGGCCGAAGACGUCAAGUAUGUGACACAACAUUUCAGAUAUACAUUUGUGGAUGAGAAAGUGAAGAGAAGUGCAAGGUAUUAUUCACCAGGAUGGAGAACUUGGGGUGCUGUUGCUAUUCAAUUAGCUUGGAGAAGAUAUAAACAUCGUUUGACACUUUCUUCUUUGUCUUUUAUUAGACCAAGAAGGCCAUUGUCUCGUUGUUCGUCGCUCGGGGAGGAUCGUCUAAGACUAUAUACUGCGUUGUUGACUUCACCAAAGCCUAAUCUAGAUGAUUUUGAUUUUUAAUUUUUUUUUUUAAAAUAAUAAUAUAAUAAGUCAUAUGUACUUAUGUAUAUUUAUAAUUAGGUUGUGAUUAACACUUAAUGAGAUAUUACACAUGAUGGUCUCAUGAUAUACAUGAAUUUGGUUA
This is a messenger RNA of Solanum pennellii, 2428 nucleotides long. Its product is annotated as cyclic nucleotide-gated ion channel 4-like. Lineage: Eukaryota; Viridiplantae; Streptophyta; Magnoliopsida; Solanales; Solanaceae. The record is from RefSeq and is a predicted model, not a curated record. The transcript is spliced from 8 exons. Bases 307 to 2304 code for a protein of 665 amino acids.